This is a messenger RNA of Papaver somniferum (opium poppy), 921 nucleotides long. Its product is annotated as crocetin glucosyltransferase 3-like. The record is from RefSeq and is a predicted model, not a curated record. The transcript has a single exon. Lineage: Eukaryota; Viridiplantae; Streptophyta; Magnoliopsida; Ranunculales; Papaveraceae. The coding region runs from base 1 to 921 and encodes 306 amino acids.
AUGAAUACCCUACAACAGCAACAAGAUGAUGGUCACAUAAUAAUGUUUCCGUACAUGGCACAAGGUCAUAUCACUCGGUUUUUAGCAUUAGCAAGGUUCAUCUCUCAAAGAAAACCAAACAUCAAAAUCACAUUUGUAAGCACUCCUCUUAACGUAAGGCGCCUUCAAUCAGCAUUAACUUCAGACAAGAACAUUCAUUUAGCUGAGCUUCCUUUCUCAAGUGCUGAUCAUGGGCUACCAGCUGAUUCUUACAACACCAACUCUUUACCACCUCAUCUUAUCUUAACACUCCUAUACGCAUCAGAAUCUCUAAAACCUUUAUUCGACAAUCCAGUAACCCAAAUCAUAGCAACUGAAAAACGUGUCCCUAGUUGUAUCAUAGGUGAUACUUUGUACGGCUGGGUACAUGAGACUGCCAAACGUGUCGGGACGUUUCAUUUUGCAUUCACUUGUGGUGCUUAUGGAUCAGCUAUGUUUAUCUCAACCUGUUUACAUCUCCCACAUCGCAGGGAUGAUAAUUCCAAUGAUCUUAUCGAAGAGUUUCAGGUACCCAAGGUACCCGGCACAUGUCGGCUAUCUCAGCUUCCGGUGUAUCUAAGAGAAGCAAAUAAAGAAACCCCGCAUGUUAAAUAUUUCCAGAAACAGGGUUUUAACUCAAAGAUGAUGCAAGAAGAACUGGGGGUUUCUGUGCAAUUGGCUAAUGGAAAUGAAGGUCAAGUAUCGAGUGAAGAAGUGCAGAAAGUAAUUGAGCAAGUAAUGGAUAGUAGUGAAGGAGAAGAAAUGAGGAGGAAGGCAAUGGUGAUUGCAGAGAAAAUUAGUGCUGCAAUGAGAGAAGAUGAAGGCAGUCACCUUAAAGGGUCCUCAGUUAGAUCAAUUGAUAAUUUCCUUGCAACUGUAACUACUAAAAAAGUACUCGAAUAA